This is a messenger RNA of Stomoxys calcitrans (stable fly), 4399 nucleotides long. RefSeq names its product rho GTPase-activating protein 7. The record is from RefSeq and is a predicted model, not a curated record. Gene Ontology annotation, biological process: regulation of Rho protein signal transduction; actin cytoskeleton organization; signal transduction. The transcript has 9 exons. The coding region runs from base 1193 to 4231 and encodes 1012 amino acids. Lineage: Eukaryota; Metazoa; Arthropoda; Insecta; Diptera; Muscidae. Gene Ontology annotation, molecular function: GTPase activator activity; lipid binding.
UUCGUUGAGGAAAGUUAUGAUAUUUCCGAGAUAUUCAAAAUAAAAACGUUCAUACAAACAGAUUUUUCCAUAAUUCCGCCAUUAUUCAAUCCCAAAGAUUGUUCGGUUCGUUCGGUGGUUUGCUCAUCGUAGUCAUUGUCUACGGUGGCGGCAAAAUGCGUAGCUGUGAGUGCGUUGUAGAAUGAAUUUGAGAGUAUGGGAAUGUGAGCGCGAGCGUGUGUGUGUAUAACAGCAUAUUUGCACGGCAUUUUUGCCGUAACAUUGUGGCAAAUUCAUUAGUAGUGCCACAGGCUUCAUAGGUAACAGACGUAAUGUUAUCAUCAUAACGUGAGAGAGUGAUACCUAGAGACAGAUCAGAGGUCUGUGUGAUAGUGGUGGAAUGUUGUGUUAAAAGUGCCAACGAUUGUACAACAAUAGUAGAGCAAAUGUAACGUAACAUAGUUGAAAUAUUUUCUACAAAAUUCCUAAAUGCCUUAGAUGACAUUCGUUUAAAACGAAAACAAGAGGAAAUACAACAAGUGGCGAAAAAAUAAUAAUUUCCUGUUGGGAAGAGAGACACGAUGGCGUGUGUGUUAAUGACAACGACGACACUUUUGUUGAAUUCGUAAAGAAUCCUAAAGUGGCCAUAAUGAACAGCAGUUGAGUUCGGACGACGAAUGAGUAACACAGCACUGCAUAUGUUGAGUGCGUUACCAUCGGUGGUGCAUUACAACUCAGCUUAGUGAUCAACCGAAAAUAGUGAUAGUGUCAUUAAUACUCUUGCUCAGUUUGUUUUCUUUUAACAACAAAACAAAAGUGCGGCAUUGUAGGUGUGUGUAAAGUGAUUUUUUUGCCAAAACAAAAGAAUUCAAAGAAAAAAGUGUUGGAAAAUAAAAUUGCAAAGAAAAAAAAAAAUAAAUCCAAUAAAAGAGCAAUAAAGAAGUCGAUGGCAGCCAGCCAUUUGUCAUUUGUCAAAAUGCUGUCAAAAUUCAAUUGAGUGAAAAGCUUUUUGUAAAAAUAGCCCAAGUUGGUUAAAACAAAAUCAAGUAAAGAAGAAGGAAGAAGGCAAGCGUGCAUUGUAAAACAAUUACUUAUCAUUAACAAUAACUACAACAACAACAACAUAAGAACAACCAAAAAAAAAAACACAGCAACCACUAGAUUGAUCGACAAUAUUUUGGAAAACGCACACACAGACACAUCAGCUGUCAAAAUGCAGCGUCGCAUGUCAAUAACGAUACGUGAAUACAAAUUCUUUCGAAGUUUUUCACAAAAAUUCGAAAAUUGGCCGAAACGUAAGGCGGAAGCGAUAUGGCGUAAAAUGCGUGAAAGGAAAAUUGCAGAAAUCGAAGCCGUUGAAGCAUGUAAAUGGUUAAGAGCUGCAGGCUUUCCUCAAUAUGCUCAGAUGUAUGAAGAUCAUCAAUUCCCCAUUGACCUAACCAAUGUUGCCAAAGAUCAUACCAAUUUGGAAAAUGAUCAACUUCAAUCCUUAUACAGGCGUUUGUGCAUAUUGAAUCGUUGUGCCAAUAUGAGGGUAGAUCAAUCUCACAAACCACAAACACCACAGAAGGAAGAUUCCGAUGAUGAGAAUUUUGCCUUAAGCGAAAACUGGACAUUCCAACCCCAUAUACGACGCUGGUCGCGUAUUGGUGAAAUGGGCCUUGAAAUACCUCCCGCCGCUAAGCUUACUGCAUGUGAGAAAACCGAAUCCUCGUCCAAAGAAUCCAGUCCCGAUCGUUUCGAAGAUGAUUCGUAUGAUGUGCUGGGCGCUCCUCUCUCACUGGCAUUACCUGGUGCUCAUGCCGAUGAUUCCGCUGAUCCAGCCCAAAAUGAUAGCACAGAUCUAAAUGCCAGUCCCUUGCGUAGAACGGGCAGUGAACGUUUAAAGGAUGGUGCUAAAGCUAUACUCAGAAGGGUGGAAUCCAUCAAGUCGCGCAGAAGAAAACGCCAAGGCAUAGUUUUGAGUGGUCCGCAGGUUUUGGAUCUCUCACAAUUGGGCCAGAGAUCGAGUAUGCGCAAGCCAGAUGCUGUGUACUCAACGCCACCCUCCCCAUCGGCGGUUAGUCCCAUGCACAGCUUCAAUAAGGGGCCCUUGUUUGGCAAUGAACUGAAGGUACCAUCACAGAGCGAUAAUUUCCUAAGUCCCAAUCGAGCCAGCCCCAAGAGAACACCCACCACACCCAGAUCCAUGAGGACUAGUCCGUUGCAUUUCUUCACCAAUACCAUGCCCUAUGUAAAGGAGGGCAAAUCCGAUGAUUCUUCCUCGUAUUACAGUGAUAGUCAGGAGUCCUCAUCGGCUGUAAAUAAAUUGACCAUACGAAAAACCCCCUCCAAGGCCCGCCGAUUUUUACAAAGAACCGGUAAGGUGGACGAUAUAGGGGCUCAUUCCGAUUCCGAGUGUCACCAGGGUAGAAAGUUAUUGAUCAAGGAUGCCAAUUCCAACACCACAGAGGUUAAGACGAAAAAACUUUCCCGCGGUGGUUCCCUCAAUUUGGGACGUGAUGGCAAAAAGCGUGAUGGCUUCAGGUCGGCCAGUUUCCGUUCAAGGUCCACCACGCGCAAAGAAAUCAAACCCGAAGAUAUAGAGAUCAUAAAGAAGGCCGCACCGGUGGUGAGAUGGCACAGCUUCCAAAUGGAGGAAAGACCCUCAAAUUUGAUAUUCCGCAAAUGUUUCUCACAGAAAAAUGAUCCUCAUUCCAAUGAACAUGGCAUACUGUUUGCUGCCAUGUCCGCGGGUCAAUUGCAAAUGAUACGCAAAUUGGCUUUGGUCACACUCACCGGUUAUAUGGAGCGUUAUUGUCCCACUCAUCGUUCGGGGUGGAAUUGGGAAUUGCCCAAAUUCAUAAAGAAAAUCAAAAUGCCCGACUACAAGGAUAAGAAAGUAUUUGGGGUACCAUUGCUGUUGAUUCUGCAGAGGAGUGGUCAAACAUUGCCGAUUGCAGUGAGAGCAGCCUUUAGAUGGUUACAAUUGAAUGCCCUGGAUCAGAUAGGCCUAUUCCGUAAAAGUGGUGUGAAAUCUAGGAUUUUGAAGCUCAAAGAGCUGAUAGAAUACUCUGAGACCAAUGCUGAGUGCAUGGAUGUGUUUGAUACUCAACAGGCCUAUGAUGUGGCCGAUAUGUUGAAACAGUAUUUCAGAGAUUUGCCUGAAUCUCUGCUGACCACCAAAAUGUCGGAGACAUUUGCAGCGAUAUUUCAACAUCUCCCACCUGAAGUUCGACUGGAUGCUGUGCAAUCUGCCGUCCUAUUAUUACCCGAUGAAAAUCGUGAAAUCCUUUUCGCUCUCUUGGAAUUCUUGACGCUUGUCGCUGCCAACUCUCAGUAUAAUCAGAUGACCGCCAAUAAUUUAGCCGUUUGCCUGGCGCCCUCAUUAUUCCAUAGCAGUAUAUCGACGGGCAGCAAUUCGGUGACAGCCUCACCGCGUCGCAAGGGCAAAGGCUCAGGGGUGCCCGAUGCCAAGGAGUUGUUUGAGGCCAAGGCCUCACAUGAGUGCCUGGCCUUUAUGAUACAGCAUUAUAAGCAAAUCUAUACGGCACCCAAAGAGAAAUUGAGUAAAUGUAAAUUUAGCUACAUGGAGGAAUCGAAACCACUGCCUCUGGAGAACUUGGGCGAGGGUAUGCAAUUUCAUAAUUGGCGAGGUUAUUUGUAUGAGAGUACCAGUGCCACCAUAAAGGAGGGUAGGGAGAAAUCUCGCGGCUGGAUAACCACCACUUCUAUUACCGAUCCCAAUGUUGAAAUUGCCUAUAAAAAAGUCGGUGAUGGCCACCCCUUGCGUUUGUGGCGUUGCAUUACCGAAAUCGAGGGACCACCCAAAGAUGUUUUGGACUAUAUCAUAAGACAACGUGCCUCCUGGGAUCCCAAUUUGCUGCAGAGUCAAACUAUUAAGAAAUUCGAUGAGAAUACGGAAAUAUUCCAAUAUGCCAUUGAUGGCCAACAAUGUACCGAUUUUUGCGUUUUAAGAGCUUGGCGUGACGAUUUGCCACGAGGUGCUUGUGUGAUAGUUGAAACCUCCAUUGAUCAUGCCAAAGCCAAACCGAUGUUUAAUGCUGUACGUGGUGUGGUGUUGGCCUCACGAUAUUUAAUUGAGCCCUGCGGCAGUGGCCGUUCCAGGGUUAUGCAUUUGGCAAGAGUUGAUGUUAAGGGUAAAACUCCAGAAUGGUAUAAUAAGAGUUACGGGCAUAUAUCAUCACAUUUCCUAACAAGAAUACGUUUGGCUUUCAAAAAUGUAGCCGAUGGACCAGAAAGUAAAGUUUAAGUCAUAUACUACCACAAACUUGUCCCAUACUAUAUACAAAAAAAAAAAAAAAAAACGAACCUCAAGCAAAAGCAACUACUCACCCAGAGUAGCAAAAGGAAGAAAGAAAACAAACAAAACAUCACAAAAUCCUCAUAAAAAUAUAAAAACUAAUGAAUUUAUGUGUUA